UAUAAAUAAAUAAAUAUAUAUAUAUAUGCACCUGCGUAUAUGUGCAUACACAUAUACUGAUGCAAAUGGAUCUUACCGAAGCAUUUGCGCCGAACCAGGCAGGAGGUACUAGUACUAAUGAAAAAACGACGGAUUACUUCGACUUCGUUGUAUCUCCUCCUCCACACUGCACCAAUACAGAUGGUACAGUUGAUGACGAUAGUUUUCUGCAACGAACAGACAGAGCAACAAUAAAUUAUCUUAGCGACACGCGGAUUCACGAUGGUUUUAUUAAAGAAACUAAUAAUAAUACCCUUACAGCUCUUCCACCAGUAUCAACGAUUACUGGAUCACUGGGCCAUAUCAAUCAUCACAAUCAUCAUCGUAGUACCAGAAAUCACGAAUGUCAACUAACGAAUAAUGAUCCUAUAACUGUAGAUCAUACAGCCCAGGACUGUGAUUAUUGGGUUUCGGAUGAUAGUAAGGAACAAACUUGUAAUAUACUUCUUGAAGAUCUUAAUAAAUAUUGUUGGUCUUCGCCAACAUCAUCUUCUAACGAUCAAAAUCCUGGUCUUCUUAUACAACGCAGGGACAUACCAUUAAGUGACUCACUUCAAAUACAUCAACAACAUUGCAUAAAUGACGAUCGUCAGAACACGGAUGGCGCCAUAUACACGCUAACCGUACUUAAGAGUGAACCUAAUUCGAUGGACGGAUUAGAAUGUUGUAAAAGUCCAACUGGCGGUGUGGGGAGCGAUGGGUGGUCACUGCGACCAAAUCAUUUGGAUUUAGACGCAAUCUUAAAUAUGGAAAGCAGUGUCAAUAUUAGUGCAAGUGGAGAAGCUACAGGUACCGAUAAUGUUGUCGUUAGCACUGAUCGUGACAAUGAUCGAUCGAUAUGUGUUAUAGCAAACGGUGCUGCAGUGAAUAAAUUCACUGGUGUAAUGACAUCACAAUAUGCGACGGAAGAUCAAACGGUUUUCGGUAUGACACUAAAAACAGAGCCGGGUGACAAUAAUAAUGAUUGGAAACUCUCUGAUCGAAAUAGUGUGCAAAAUGCGGUAACAGUUACAGAAUCUGCCGCUGAAAGUUUAUUGAGAAAUGCUCUUCAAGGCAAAUUAUAUUCUGGUGCAGUAACAUCAACAUCCUUAACAAGUGCAUCGACUGUAAGGAUGCUGGGAGAAUCUCGAGUAGGAGUACAAGAAAAUCAAGAUGAAGAAAUGCAUGGUUGCACAGAUGACCUAUUACUUUCUCAAUUAGAUGUCGAUACAGCUUAUAGAACUAGUAAUUACGAAAAGCUUAAAAAUAUAGCCAAUGAGGUUGUAGAAUCGUAUUGUAAUUUGGAACCAGUGUGCAAUGUAUCAGCAACGACAGUCAUGUACACACUUGAUCCAACUAGUGGCAGUCUCGGAACAAUAACACUUCCUGCAGAUUUGUCACAGGUAGGCACAGUGACCGUUGUGACGACCGCUUCUCCCCAACAGGAUGCUGUACAUCAAGAUUCUAGACAUGCAGAUACGCAGUCACAAUCAAUUAAUAAUCAGCGUCAAUCGACAACUAGUAAUCAACUCCAAGGUAAUACCAGUGGUAAUCGAGCACCAGGGACUAAAUCGCCAAAAAAAUAUGUACGCAAAGUGAAUCGCACCUCGGCUAUUGGAACAUCAAGUGCUACCAAUUCCAGUGCAAUCAUUACUAGCUCAUCACAAAUUACGUCAGGAAGCGGAGCUAUAAUUGGUUCACCAGCAAAUGUUCAGCAACGUAAGGAACGAUCUUUGCAUUACUGUAGUAUUUGCAGUAAAGGCUUCAAGGAUAAAUAUAGCGUUAAUGUCCACAUAAGAACACAUACCGGUGAAAAACCAUUCGCUUGUUCGUUAUGUGGAAAAAGUUUUCGGCAAAAGGCACAUCUUGCCAAACACUACCAAACUCAUGUUACCCAAAAGCCAAGCGUCGCAACAGCAGCUCAAGCAGUGGUGGCUACAGCCAAUAGCAAGAGCAGUAACAAUAAUAAUACUAGUGGUAGUAACAAUAGUCGAGCAACAAACAGCACUAAUAGUAAUUCAACAAGCUCCAGGAGAGCACCAAGUCCUACUAUAACAGAUCUGCAGGUUCCUGGCGUCCAGCAACAACAGCAAAUAUGUGCAACUAAUUCCCCUAUUGUACCAGCUACUCGUAAUCACUCCAGCUAGCUUUCAUUUAUCUCACUUCUUUUUCGUUUAG
Molecule: messenger RNA, 2196 nt
Organism: Ceratosolen solmsi marchali
Lineage: Eukaryota; Metazoa; Arthropoda; Insecta; Hymenoptera; Agaonidae
Product: ras-responsive element-binding protein 1
Exons: 2
Coding region: 60-2165 (701 amino acids)
Biological process (GO): regulation of transcription by RNA polymerase II
Cellular component (GO): nucleus
Molecular function (GO): DNA-binding transcription factor activity; RNA polymerase II cis-regulatory region sequence-specific DNA binding
Source: RefSeq, a predicted model, not a curated record